GGCCGGGGCCGGGGCCGGGCGCCCACCGCCGCUCCCCCCCCGCCCCAUGGCUCUGCCCGGGGCGCCGGGAGCCGCCCGCCCCCCUCCGCCCCCCCCCCGGAGCCCAGGGGGCGGCCGGCCCUGAACCGGCACCGCCGCCGCCGCCGAGGGAAGGUGGCCCCAGGACCCCACGCAGAAACCCUGAGGGAGAAGGAAGAGGAGGAAGAGGAGGAGGAGGAGGAGGGGGAGGAAGGAAGACAAAAAUAAUAUUAAUAAUAAUAAUAAUAAAAAAAGGAGGAGGAAGAGCUUGGACCGGAGCCAGGAGUGGGGAAAGGGCAAUCUGGACCCGGCUGCCCUCUCACCGCCGUGCCGGAGGGGACCCUGGGGACACGCGGACCCGGCCCGGAGCCCCCCCCCCCCCACCGCCCUACCGAGGAGCCAGCGAGGGGGUCAGCAUCGCUCCUGGGGGGGCACCCAGCCCCGCAUCGCCCUCCCCGGUCCCGGCGAGCAGGAAAAGCGCCAGCCGCUGGAUUUUCGCUUCCUGGGACAUCCAAGGGACUCUUCCUCCUCCUCCAUGGUCCCCCCGUGCCUCCCCGGGGCCGCUGGCUGAGCCCCCCCGGCCCCCCGCCCGGCCCCGCAUGCUGCGCCCCGAGCGUGGAGCAGCCCCCGGCAGCCCCGGCGCUCCCCGCCGCGGCCCGGAGCCCCCCAAAAACAGCCUCGGUGGCGGGGCGGGGAGGCGAACGGGGACUCCUUCGGGGCGUUAAGAUGGUGAAAGCUCCCCGGCCGAGAGGGGCUGCGCGGACGCCAGGCCACCGGGUUAGGGGGGAGCAGGAUGGACAGAGCCCUCGGGGCCGGGAGCCGAGGCCGCUAGGGAAGGAUGGACUCGCCGAGCUGCCGGGACAGGCAGCCCAGUGACCCCCCCGGCAGCAGCAGCAGCAGCAGCAACUGUAGCAGCGGCAAAAGCGAGGGCGAGAGGGAGAGGAUCCGCAGCCGGAUGAAAAUGGUCAUCGGGCAGCUGGAAGGCAUCUUGCAGGAGCUCAAGGAGGUCGCCAAGGAGCUCCGGGAGGUGGUGAGCCAGAUCGACCGUCUGACGUCCGACUUCGAGUUCGAGCUGGAGCCCGACGACUGGACGACGGCGACGGCCAGCAGCACCUCCAGCAGCGAGAAAGGGGGCGCCGCCUUCGAGCUGGGACCCCUCGACUUCGCCGCCGCCGACAUCCUCUCCGACAGCUGGGAGUUCUGCUCCUUCCUCGACGCCUCCACCCCCUCCGACCAAGGGGACGGGCCCGAGCCCCCCCGGCCGCAGCAGCCGCCGCCGCCGUGCCGCCAGCCCGACUACCGGCUGAUGAACGGCGGCGUCCCCAUCGCCAACGGGCCCCGGGGGGGGACCCCGGACUCCUCCAGCGAGGAGGCGUUCGGUGCCCACCACAGGGGUCCCCAGCAGCGGCCGGCCGGCACGCGGGAGCGGGUCCGCUUCAGUGACAAGGUGCUGUACCACGCGCUGUGCUGCGACGACGACGAUGACGACGACGGGGACGGCGCCGACGAAGGCUCCCCGGGCGAGGAUUGCGGCGAGGAGCCUGGCCGCAAGGCCACCUCGAAGCAUCCCCCUGGGGGUGGCGGCGGGGGGCUGGCGGCGGCCCGGCGGCCGACGAGGAACAGCAGCACGCAGACUGUGGCCUGACAAAAGCACCCAGACGGUGCUGCCCUACAUCAGGCAGAAAAGCAAAAGGAAAAACUGACGCCGGCUCCCGAGCGGGUUGGGGGCG
Molecule: messenger RNA, 1748 nt
Organism: Anas platyrhynchos (mallard)
Lineage: Eukaryota; Metazoa; Chordata; Aves; Anseriformes; Anatidae
Gene: INSYN1
Product: inhibitory synaptic factor 1
Biological process (GO): inhibitory postsynaptic potential
Cellular component (GO): postsynaptic density
Source: RefSeq, a predicted model, not a curated record